GCCGUUUCGUUCGCGAGCGACACAUCCCAACUGCAUAUUGACUGGGAAUCCACCCACAGUCACGUCUUUAUUUCCAUACUGGACCACGACUGGAUCUCUGCACGCCAAAUGGCGGAGACCAGCACAGCUACCGCUGCGGAUGAAUCACGGACGUCGGAGGAUAUUUUUGACGACACCUACGCGGAGAAAACCGGUCCCAAACCUCCGAGGAGGCUGGUGUGGAGGAACAUCUUCCUCAUGCUCCUGCUGCACACCGGGGCGCUCUACGGAGUCUUCCUCAUCCCGGCUGCGUCUGCACUCACACUUGCCUGGACUGCUGUGUGCUUGUUCAUCAGUGCCCUGGGUAUAACAGCAGGUGCACACAGACUAUGGAGCCACAGAACCUACAAGGCUUCGUCACCUCUGAAAGUCUUCCUGGCUCUUGGCAACUCUAUGGCCUUUCAGAACGACAUAUACGAGUGGGCCAGGGACCACCGCGUCCACCACAAGUAUUCAGAGACGGACGCUGACCCCCACAAUGCAAAGCGGGGCUUCUUCUUCGCCCACAUCGGCUGGCUGCUGAUGCGCAAGCAUCCCGACGUCAUCGCCAAGGGCCGGAAGGUGGACCUGUCGGACCUGAAGGCCGACAAAGUGGUCAUGUUUCAGAGACGGCACUACCAGCUCUCUGUGGUCCUCCUGUGCUUCCUGGUGCCCAUGUUGGUGCCCUGGUACUUGUGGGGCGAAUCCCUCCUGGUGGGUUACUUCCUACCGGGACUGCUGAGGUACACCGUGGUGCUCAACGCCACCUGGCUGGUCAACAGCGCCGCGCACAUGUGGGGCAACAGGCCGUACGACCGCACCAUCAACCCCAGGGAGAACGCUCUGGUCGCCUUCAGCGCCGUAGGCGAGGGCUUCCACAACUUCCACCACACCUUCCCCUUCGACUACGCCACCAGCGAGUUUGGCUGCAGGCUCAACCUCACCACCGCCUUCAUCGACCUCAUGUGCUUCCUGGGUCUGGCCUCCGAGCGCAAGACCGCGUCCAAGGAGAUGAUCGCCGCCAGGGUGAAGCGGACGGGCGACGGCAGCGCUGCAAGUGGCUGAGGUGGACCGUGGCAACACAUGAUGGAGAUGGAGGCGGCGCCUGUAGGGUGAGAGAAUGAGGCGUCUGUGCCUCUUGCCUGCUGUUAGGAGACGCAGCUAGCUAGUGUAGCUUUUUCACCCAAGUAUUAAACAGAUUGGAAGAUGGAAAUGGGAUUCAGGCUUGAUUUAUGUCCCUUUUUCCUCUGCACGGUACCUACUCGGCUUGCUACGGCUCUCGUCGCAUUUCCAUUCUGCAAAUCAAGCUAGACGACAAAAAAGAAAGCAAAACACGCAUGCUAACGUGUGUCAGCUGUGGAUGCUGCAGUAUUACACUCCACAGUCUCCACUUUGCUGCAGCGCUCUGGUUUCUUGCUGCCCUCAGUCUCCUCCUGGAUCAAAGCAGCCUUUUCAUGGUGGUCUGAUGACAGGAAACCCUCCUCCUCCUCCACCCUUGCUUGUUAGCAUCUGACUGGUGCGUUCAAUGUGGCUUGGUUUUUGCAGCUUCCAACCAUCCCAAACCGAGCUGGUAUCACAGAUGAAUUCAUCUUCUCAGGGCGUCCAAUCGAUUGCAACUGGACUGUUCAGGUUGUCUUGGCUCUCAUCCGAGCAGACUUCAUCAUUUCUUCUAGUCUGAGAGCUGUCCUGUCUAGUCUGACUGGUGUGUCCCACCUAGUCUUAGAGCAUGAACUAGACUACAGCUGUCCUACGACGGGUGUGUGUCCCGCCUAGUCUUAGACCAUGAACUAGACUAGAGUUGUCCUAUGACGGGUGUGUGUCCCGGGUAGUCUUUGAGCAUGAACUAGACUAGAGCUGUCCUAUGACGGGUGUGUCCCGCCUAGUCUUAGACCAUGAACUAGACUAGAGCUGUCCUAUGACGGGUGUGUGUCCCGCCUAGUCUUAAAGCAUGAACUAGACUAGUGAAUGCUUAUUGGGUGUAAGCUUAUUGGGUGUAAGCACACCAGGUGAUGUGCACGUGUGUGCUGAGGGAGGGUGUGGCCUCAGGAGAUCAGAGUAGGGUGUGUACCAUUACAUCUGGCAUUUCAGAAAAAGAACAUGCCGGCAGUAAAAUGUGGUGGUGGUAGUGUGAUAGCAAAAUAAAAUGACGUGACCUUCUUGCUCACCCGACCUAAACCCUACUGAGUACUUAAACGUAAGAUUUACAGUGAAGAAAAAAGGUGCACCUCUGAACAGUCUGGGAGGGUUUGGUUGCUGCACAACGUUGAUGAAAUGACCAAGAAAGUGACAGACUGCACGGGUGGAAGGAAGGCUGUUCCGUGUUAUUGAAAAGAAGGGUGGCUGUAUUGGGCACUGAUUUGGUUUUGGAAAUGUCAAAUAUUUAUUUGUAAAUUUGUGUUUGUUUAUCAUUCUGACUUUUAAAAAAUGAAAAUAAAUUAGUGAGAUUCAAGUUUGAGGUUUAUUAACAUUUUGGCUUGACCAAGAGCACCAUUAGUGUUAAAUAAUAAAACAAUCAUCAAUAAUGCAAAUUGACGAAUAACUAUGCACACAGUGUCCUAUGACGGGCGUGUCCCGCCUAGUCUUAGAGCAUAAACUAGACUAGAGCUGUCCUAUGACGGGUGUGUCCCGCCUAGUCUAAGACAUGAACUAGACUAGAGCUGUCCUAUGACGGGUGUGUCCCGCCUAGUCUUAGAGCAUAAACUAGACUAGAGCUGUCCUAUGACGGGUGUGUCCCGCCUAGUCUAAGACAUGAACUAGACUAGAGCUGUCCUAUGACGGGUGUGUCCCGCCUAGUCUUAGAGCAUGAACUAGACUAGAGCUGUCCUAUGACGGGUGUGUCCCGCCUAGUCUAAGACAUGAACUAGACUAGAGCUGUCCUAUGACGGGUGUGUCCCGCCUAGUCUAAGACAUGAACUAGACUAGAGCUGUCCUAUGAACUGAUGAAGCCUGCUCGGAUGAGAGGCCAAACGUCUCUAUGACGACCUGAAGAGUCCAGCUGUGAUGGAUAGGAUGCCCUGAGGAUACAGUGACCUGUGACCUGGAUGAAGGAGGAUAUUCGCAGGCAGAUGAGUUCAUCACACCUGGAGACCAGCGAGGGCCACGUAGUGAAAAAUGAAAAGAUGCUAGUUUGCCACGUGGAUAUUUUGUAAAGAUCCGCUAAGAAGUGAUAUUAUAUUUAAAAAAAAAAAAAACAACAGUAUGAACUUGGUUUGCUCUUUUUUUCCCAUUUCUGAUGUCGUUUUUUUCUAGUACGUAAAUGUUCUUUUCAUCUUUAUGACUUCACGCCCAUAACAUUUUGGACUUUAUCCCUGCAAUAUGACGACUUUUUCCCCAAACUAAUUUUCCCAAAAUGUCAACGUUAUUUUUGUUUUAUUUGUUUUUCAUAUUACAACUUUAAAAAGAAGUGGUGGCCUAGCGGUGAGCAUGUUGGCCCACUGAUCUAAAAAAAAGACUGGAUUGAGCAACCUAUUGUUUUCACGCGCCAAAAUUUGAAGCCAGAUUUUUUCGAUCGCCGCCAUCUUGGUGAGACCACCUUACGCGCCACAGCUUUGUGAUUGUGCUGGUAUACGAACGCAGAAUUAGUGAAAAAUCAUCAAAAACAUCAGGAGUGCCAGUGAAGGAAGCGAGGAUGAGGAAACGCAACUUAAAAAGCACUUCCCAAGAACCUUCCACUCGUAAGUACUUUUACUUGGCACCUUUUUUUGACCUGAUAUAUGUGCCACUACUUGAACGGCUUUGCUUUGAAAAGUUCUCGAAAUGUAACCAAAAGUUAAAGUAUGAACUUUGAUGGGUGGUUUUGCAAGAAUUUUCUAGUUACACCUUCCUGUAACAACUAGGCCUUUUUUUGGUGCCUAGCCUAGCAAUCAAUGAUAAAAUUAUUUCUAUGCAGUUUUUUACAGUAGGCUUUGAGUAUUUGCACUUAUCUAAUGUCUUUUUGUACCAAAAAACAGCUUUUUUAAAAGCUACCACAACUACCAAGUUACAUUAAUUCUGAUACCACACAUGAUUCACGCAAAGGUAGAAGACAUGUGACAAAAUUUCUGCUUUCUUCCUGCCUUAACCUUAUCCUGAGAUAAAAAAAAUAAUGGUUUACCGUAGGAAAAUAAUUAGACAAAGAUAGACUUUAAAUUCCGUACGUAAACAAUGUUUGCAGGCUGCCACACAGCCAAUUUUUCGUCCGUCUCGAAGCUAAAAUACAUCUUACUAGCUUGAUAAAUGACACAAAAGCGUAUAAAUCUGAGUAGUUAUAACCUUUAGCAGUUGAUUUUGGUGGCUAUACGAUCAAUCGAAGUUAUACCAGUGCGUUGCCAUACUGUUGUCUCACAGCAAAGUGGUCUCACCAAGAUGGCCGCCGCAAAUUUCCAUUGGCUUCAAAAAUAAAACAAUAGAAGCUCGAUCCAGUCUUUUUUUUUAGAUCAGUGAUGUUGGCCACACAGUCAGGAAAUCUGGAAGAUCUGGGCUGGAAUCUCCGUUGGGCAUCUCCGUGUGGAGUUUGCAUGUUCUCCCCGUGUGUGUGUGGGUUUUCUCCGGGUACUCUGGUUUCCUCCCACAUUCCCAAAACAUGCAUGUUAGCUUCAUUGGAGACUCUAAAUUGUCCAUAGGUAUGAAUGUGAGUGUGAAUGCUUGUUUGUCUUUAUGUGCCCUGCCAUUGGCUGGCCACCAGUCCAGGGUGUACCCCGCCUCAGCUGGGAUAGGCUCCAGCAUACCUCCACGACCCUUGCGAGGACAAGCAACAUAGAAAAUGAAUGAACAUGUUUUUUCUUAAAUAUUUAAACUCUAUUUUUUUUCAUAAUCUAACAACUUUAUUCUCGUAAAAUCGUGAUGAAACCCGUUUCUCUUAAUGUUUGGACUUUAGUCUCAUAAAAUUGCAGCUUUUUUCCCCCCCUUUUUUUUUAUAUUUUCCAACUAUUUCAGCUUUCUUCUCGUAAUAUUUUAUUAUUUCAUAAUAUUUUUGACUUCAUUUAAUGUGCGAACUUAAUUAAAUGACAACUUAAUUUGCUCUUGUUUUUCUCAUAAUUCUACAACAUUAUUAUUGUAACGUCACGCUACUAAAAUUGCAUUAUUUUUCCUCAUAAUAUUACGUCCUCGUCCUCAUAAAAUUCUGACUUUUUCCUCAUUAGAUUUCAACUUUUUUCUUAAUAUUUUGACUUUAUUCUUGUAAAAUGUUGUUUUCUUUAAGAUUUCAACUCUGCUACUAAAAUGACUUUAUUUUCCCUCAUAAUAUUACGACUUGAUUCUGACGUUUUUCCUCCUCUUUGACUUUAUUCUUGUAAAAUGACAACUGUUUUUUCCAUUUCUGCUAUUUGUUUGUUUUUUCAACUACUUCAACUUUCUUCUUGUAAGUUUUCUUCUCGCAAUUAAGACUUUAUUCUUGUAAUAUUCUGACUUUAUUUCCUUCACAUUUUAAGUUUUUCCCCGACUUAAUUUCCCAAAAAGUACAACUUUAUUUGUUUUGUUUUGUUUCUUAUCAUAUCACAACUUUGGAAAAAAUAACGUACUUUUUUUCUUUAUUUCAACUUUAUUCUCCUAAAAUGAUAUUUUCCCUCAUGAUAUCACUACGUUAUUCUUGUAAAAUGACUGCUGAUUUUUACAUUUUUGCUGCUGUUGCUGUUUUCUUUUUGUUUUUUUGUUUUCUUGUUAAAUUAUAUUUUUAGAAUGUGCCGCUGGUUACUAAUGUUGUAGAUGCUCUUGAUUUUACCCCUAAACUACCAUAUUUUGCGCUUCUUUUCCGUUGCCCCGUUCUAAUAUUUACAAUUUUUCCCUUCGUAAAAGUCAUAAUAUGGUCAUUUUUCCAUCAGUAAAAGUCAUAAUAUGGCCGCACCACAUGAGGCAGUCUUUAGACAGAAAAAAAACUACAUUGUUGCUCCAUUUUCCCUUAUUUUUCCGGAAUAUUUCCCAUCUUUUAUCAUGCAAAUGUUGACCGGUAUGGAAUAAAUAUCGUAUUUAAAUCUGAUAUUUAUUAAAAAUCUCCAGCAACCGGCACCUGGCACCCUUUUUGGUAACAGUAUAGUCUUCCUAAACCACAAAUUGCUGCGCUGAAGUUGAGAAUGCAAGCAGUCCAUCUACUCUGUUGUCUUUUUGCCGUCCACUAGCAUGAGUUCAAGCUUUUGUUUAAAACGUGGAGAUAAGUCGUCCCUCAGAUAAGAAAGACCAUGAGACGUGCGCUGCAGCAAACUACGAGGUGUAGUCACAUGGCAGGAUUUUUAAGCAAAAGCCUCGGAAGGCAGAUCUACCUGUAAGGGAAAAAAACAAUAUUGGCACAAUUCCUUCUUUCAUUUGCAGUAUAAUCAUGGCUUUAUUGCAGGCCGCUUUCCAGCGAGGCCCACAUAGUGAAAAAUGAAAUGAUGCACUUUGAUAUUUUGUAACUUUUUUUUUUUUCCUUACAAUGGUGUGAAAAAGUGUUUGCCUCCUUCCUGAUUUCUUUUGUUGCACGUUUGUCACAAUUACAUGUUUCAGAUCAUCAAAGAAAUGUAAAUAUUAGUCAAUGACAGCACAACUGAACACAAAAUACUGUUUUUAAAUGAAACUUUUUAUUAUUAAGGGAGAAAAAAAGUCCAACGCUACAUGUCCCUGUGUGAAAAAGUGAUGGCCCCCCACUUAAAACAUAACUGAAAUGAAUUGAGAUCUAUCAGUGUGGAAAAGGUCAUAAAGCCAUUUCUAAAGCUUUGGGACUCCAGCGUACCACAGUGAGAGCCAUUAUCCACAAAUGGCGAAAACAUGGACCGGUGGUGAACCUUCCCAGGUGUGGCCCGCCAACCAAAAUGACCCCAAGAGCGGAGCGAUGACUCAUGCGAGAGGUCACAAAAGACCCCACCACAACAUCCAAAGAACUGCAGGCCUCACUUGCCUCAGUUAAGGUCAGUGUUCAUGACUCCACCAUAAGAAAGUCCCUGGGCAAAAACAAGUUCCAAGACCAAAACCACUGCUGAACAAAAAACAUUAAGGCUCGUCUCAUUUUUGCCAGAAAACAUCUUGAUGAUCCCCAAGACCUUUGGGAAAAUACUCAGUGGUCUGAUGAGACAAAAGUUGAACUUUUUAGAUUGUGUGUGUCCCAUUACAUCUGGCAUUUCAGAACAUCAUACCAACAGUAAAAUAUGGUGGUGGUAGUGUGAUGGCCUGUGGCUGUUUUGCUGCUUCAGGACCUGGAAGACUUGCUGUGAUAAAUGGAAGCAUGAAUUCUGCUGAAGGAGAAUGUCGGCCAUCUGUUGGUGACCUCAAGCUGAAAGCAACUUGGGUUCUGCAGCAGGACAAUGAUCCAAAACACACCAGCAAGUCCACCUCUGAAUGGAUGAAGACUUGGAGUGGCCUAGUCCAAGUCCUGACCUGAAUCCUAUUGAGAUGCUGUGGCAUGACCUUAAAAAGGCGCUUCAUGCUGGAAAAGCCUCCAAUGUGGCUGAAUGACAACAAUUCUGCAAAAUUCCUCCCCAGCGCUGGAAGAGACUCAUUGCAAGUUAUCACAAACACUUGAUUGCAGUUGUUGCUGCUAAGGGGGGCCCAACCACUUAUUAGCUUUAGGGGGCAAUCACUUUUUCACACAGGGACAUGUAGCUUUGGAUGUUUUUCUCCCUUCAUAAGUUUCAUUUAAAAAGUGCAUUUUGUGUUGAGUUGUGUUGUCAUUGACUAAUAUUUACAUUUGUUUGAUGAUCUGAAACAUUUAAGUGUGACAAACGUGCAAAAAAAAGGAAAGGGGGGCAAACACUUUUUCACACCACUGUAUGUAAGUACAGUCAUGGAAAGAAUGAUGAGAGCACCCUUGCUUCUUGGGUUGAUUGAUCCAUUGUAAGGCCUGCUACAACUAAAGGUACAUUUGCUUGGACAAAUACAGUAUAAUGAUAGCAAAUAUAGCUCAUAAGAGUUGAACUUGUCAUGUUUCGCAGGACAGGAGCGAGUGUUUCCUGUCCUGCGCCCUUAUGUUGGCGAGGUGUACUUCUGGUGUGGUGGAAGAUACAGCAGCUUCACGCCUGGUGUCCGCACAGCUGCGGACGAUUUGUAUUAGCGGCAGUUAAAAGGCCGUUUAAAGGUUCGUUGUGGUUGUCACUGUCAUUGAACCUCGUUGACUUUCCAGUGCUGUCACCUGCCUGUUUAUAUUACUUUUGUAUUUUUCCCACAGCUUUUCCUCUGUCACUUUUAGUUUUUUCUUGUCUUGUGCAAUAAAAUUACUUUUAUUUUUGCACUUCGCCGCCUUCUCUCUGCACCCUGAGGUCAAGCUUCCGACGGCUCCAAUGAAUCCUGACAGAAUUGAAGAGCUGAUAUCUACUGCAGCAACUUCCAUGCUUUUCUUGAUAACCAAAAUCACUUCAGUUCUUACAUGACUAGCUAUAGCAUUGUACUGCCAAAAAGUUUAACUCUUGUGAGCAAUUUUUGUUGUCAUUGUUAUAGUUGUCCGAACAAAGGUACCUUUGGUUGUAUCAGGCAUUCAAAUGAACAAGAAACGGAAGAAACAAGGGCGGUCUAAUCAUUUUUUCCAUGACUAUGUCAAGGAAAAAGUGCAUUUCGGCGUUGUGACGUGUGGAAAAGCCUAUGAUUGCUAUCAACUUCACUCUUUGUUUUUUUUCUUAAUAAACCUUUAUAAUAUACCUCUUCUAAUGUUAUGACUUUAUUCCCAUAAUAUUCUGACUUUUUCCUCAACCUAAUUUUCCAAAAAUUGCACCUUUUAUUUUGUUUGGUUUCUCAUAAUAUAACUGCAAACAAAAACGUCAGCGUUUCUUCUCGUCAGAAUCGGAAUACGACUUUUUUCCUCUAAAUAUUUUGACUUUAUUCUCGUAACGUUGUAACGUUUGCCGCAACUGAAAUUUCUGAAAAUUACAACUUUGUUGUUUCUCAUAAUAUUACAACUUUUAGAAAACUUCUUUAAUAUUUCAACUUACAGUAUGCUGAUAAAAUGAUGUUUAUGUGUCUUCAUAACAAUACUGUGUUAGUCUCAUAAAAUUACCACAUUUUCUCAUUAGAUUGCAACUUUUUUCCUCUUAAUAUUGUGGCUUUAUCCUCGUAAAAUUACACCUGAUUUUUACAUUUUUGCUGUUGGCUUUUUUUUCUUAUGAAAUCUUAUUUUUGGAAUGUGCCCCGGGGCUGCACUUUGGACACCCCUGUUGUGUGUGUUUUGUUGUUUUUUUUCAAAAAGUGAAAACAAGGAAUGAUAUGAUUGUCAAACACUAGAAGAGGAGGUGUUAUGAAAUGUUGU
Molecule: messenger RNA, 9199 nt
Organism: Dunckerocampus dactyliophorus (ringed pipefish)
Lineage: Eukaryota; Metazoa; Chordata; Actinopteri; Syngnathiformes; Syngnathidae
Gene: scdb
Product: stearoyl-CoA desaturase b
Exons: 6
Coding region: 109-1083 (324 amino acids)
Biological process (GO): response to fatty acid; unsaturated fatty acid biosynthetic process
Cellular component (GO): endoplasmic reticulum membrane
Molecular function (GO): iron ion binding; stearoyl-CoA 9-desaturase activity; palmitoyl-CoA 9-desaturase activity
Source: RefSeq, a predicted model, not a curated record